Molecule: messenger RNA, 669 nt
Organism: Lodderomyces pseudojiufengensis
Lineage: Eukaryota; Fungi; Ascomycota; Pichiomycetes; Serinales; Debaryomycetaceae
Product: SOD4
Exons: 1
Coding region: 1-669 (222 amino acids)
Biological process (GO): removal of superoxide radicals
Cellular component (GO): extracellular region
Molecular function (GO): copper ion binding; superoxide dismutase activity
Source: RefSeq, a predicted model, not a curated record
AUGGUCUCACAAUCAAUUUUAACAAAAUUAGGUUUACUUUCAUUGACUGUCGCAGGAGAUGCACCAAUCUCAAGUGAUUCAGAAGGUCAAGAAUCAUAUAUUGCAAAAUUUAAACCAACUAAAAAUUCUGAUAUUUCAGGUUCAAUUAGUUUUGAACCAGCCAAGAAUGGUUCAGUUUUAGUUUCAGUUGAUAUUUCAGGUUUACCAUCAACUGGUGGUCCAUUUCCUUAUCAUGUUCAUGAAUUACCAGUUCCAUCAGAUGGUAAUUGUACUGGUACAAAAUUACAUUUAAAUCCUUAUGGUGGUUCAGUUAAUGCAACUACUCCUCAAGGUAAAGAAGUUGGUGAUUUAGCAGGAAGACAUGGUGAUUUAUCAGGUUCAUCUUAUAAAGUUGAAUAUGUCGAUAAUUAUAUUUCUUUAAAUCCAAAAUCAAAAUCAUUUAUUGGUGAUUUAUCAAUUGUUAUUCAUUCAAAAGAUAAUUCAAGAUUAAAUUGUGCUAAUACUACUGAAUUUUCAGUUGAAUCUACUUCAAUUAAUAACAAAACUAAUGGUUCUGGUUCUUCAACUGCUUCAGUAACUGAAAGUGUUAAUGGUGGUAUGGGACAAUUUGAAACUGGUACAGGAUUAGUUAUUGGUGCUGUUGCUGGAAUUGUUGCUUGUUUAAUUUAA